AUGUGUUCAUUACUGUACGCUGCGGCAUGUACAUACGAAGAUGGCGCGAGUCCCAAUGCGCAAAAGGGCAACUGCAUGAAUGCGCUUGUACAGCACACCGACAUCUAUGACCCAGAUCAAGACGCUACUAUAUCAGGUAUUACCUACAUGAGUAAGGGCCUCGGGGUCCGAAUCAUGGCUUUCAUUUCGGAAGUUUUGGAAAAUCGAGCAUGCCGAGCUUCAACGAUCGUGGUACAAAGUGAGGACUCCAGGCGAGGUCAAACACUUAAUCUCGCCAAAGUACCAAACAACGCGAUUUUGCUUCGGCUUUCUGAUGGAGCUUGA
This is a messenger RNA of Fusarium graminearum PH-1, 324 nucleotides long. RefSeq lists its product as uncharacterized. The record is from RefSeq and is a predicted model, not a curated record. The transcript has 3 exons. Bases 1 to 324 code for a protein of 107 amino acids. NCBI's taxonomy places the organism in Eukaryota, Fungi, Ascomycota, Sordariomycetes, Hypocreales, Nectriaceae.